GUUUGGGUGCUUUGGUAAAAAUAAUGAACAUAAUUUCUAGCGGAUCAGAAUUGCCGUCGGUGAGCAAAUUUGAGAGAGAAAGAGAGAUGACAAGAGGAAAGCAGAAGAUUGAGGCGCAGAGGCGAAAUGCAGAGAGGAAUCUGAAGCCAAAAGGAUCUCAGCUUGAGGCCCGAGCGGUUGCCCUCAAAGUUAGUUGCCCUAUAUGUAAGGCGCAACUAGCAAAUCAGAAUCAGCUUGGCGAUCAUUAUUCUUCCAAACAUCCAAAGGAAAAACCUCCGACUGAAUCAAGUUGAUUGAUUUCCUCUUAAUGUAAAAUAUGCAAAAUAAAAUUUAGAAAAAAAAUGAAAAAGGAAAAAACAAAUUUCAUGUCUGUUGCUGCAAGUCCUAAUGUGUGCAAACUUUUGUUAUCUGAACAAAGGAAUUUACUUUUCAAUAUCUAUCUUUCUGUAGAAUGGGACUUUGUAUGGCUGAUGGAUGAUGUAAGAUUGUUGUUUCUCCUAUUUUUGUAUGGCUGAUUGUGGUUUGUCA
Molecule: messenger RNA, 528 nt
Organism: Mangifera indica (mango)
Lineage: Eukaryota; Viridiplantae; Streptophyta; Magnoliopsida; Sapindales; Anacardiaceae
Product: zinc finger protein 706-like
Exons: 2
Coding region: 24-293 (89 amino acids)
Source: RefSeq, a predicted model, not a curated record